Molecule: messenger RNA, 728 nt
Organism: Anguilla anguilla (European eel)
Lineage: Eukaryota; Metazoa; Chordata; Actinopteri; Anguilliformes; Anguillidae
Product: homeobox protein prophet of Pit-1-like
Exons: 4
Coding region: 1-417 (138 amino acids)
Molecular function (GO): DNA binding
Source: RefSeq, a predicted model, not a curated record
AUGGACUACAGGUGUGACUUUGCCUGCUACAGCAGCGAGGCUGCAGUGUACUCAGCCAACCCUGAGGCUAGCAAAGGGGGGCAGAAUGCUCUGCGGGGAGUCCAGGCUGUCCCACAGCGCAGAAAACGCAUCACCUUCAGCAAGGCCCAGCUGGGGGACCUGGAGAAAGCCUUCAGCCUCACGCGCUACCCUGACACCACCCUGAAAGAGUCACUGGCCUCCGUCACAGGGCUGCCCGAGUCCAAGAUCCAGGUCUGGUUCCAGAACCGCCGAGCUCGUUGCUUCAGACGUGAGAAGCAGGCUGAGGAGGAUCCAGCAGCAUUGCUUGGGCUUAGCAUCACCCCAACUGUGCCCCCCAGCUGCCCCAAAAUUAGGAGGGAAAAGUUUGGCUGCUACAGACCUUAUGCCCCUCAGUGACCCUGCAGGGCCCCUGGCCCCAGCACGGCCGGAGUGGUUCGGCAGUGGGGGGCGGGGAAACCGCGGCCCCUUGCAGUUUGAACGCGCAGAGCAGCGGGACAAGGCGUCUUCUAGGGACGACACACCUUACCGGCUGAGCCAAAGAGACACUUACACGCCAGAGCAGUCUGAGGCCGGAGACAUCGGCUCUGCGCUACGGGCAAAUCACGCUCCCUUGGACGUGCCUACUCAAUGCCAUCAACUGCACCACCAUCACCAUGGUGACCAGACGUCACAGGAGCAUGACGUCCUGUCUGAGUUCAGUGGCCACU